Messenger RNA from Diaporthe batatas, 3434 nucleotides. RefSeq lists its product as uncharacterized. The transcript has 3 exons. The record is from RefSeq and is a predicted model, not a curated record. NCBI's taxonomy places the organism in Eukaryota, Fungi, Ascomycota, Sordariomycetes, Diaporthales, Diaporthaceae. The coding region runs from base 1247 to 2824 and encodes 525 amino acids. Gene Ontology annotation, molecular function: RNA polymerase II cis-regulatory region sequence-specific DNA binding; DNA-binding transcription factor activity, RNA polymerase II-specific; protein dimerization activity. Gene Ontology annotation, biological process: regulation of transcription by RNA polymerase II.
GACUGAGUAAGACCGGAUCAUCUCACCGGGUGUCGCCUCCACACACACCCCCAAAACCGCCGCUACCAAUUCUAAUUCGGGGAAUAAGCCCCAGGGCGGGACUUGAGAAGAGGCUCCGCCGAGACAGCGACAGCCAUCCGGGGACAAAAAGAGACAAAAAGAGAUCGGCCUGCAUCUCGCCCAACAAGACAGCCAACCCCAAGAGGAGAGGCCUGGACAACCGUUGGACCGAUCAAGAUCCGUCUCAGGGCGUCGUGUGCUACUGAGCCUGGGCUGGCCUGGACUUGGGACCGGUCAUAUAUCAUCAUCUUCUCCAAGGUCAGCAGCGCCGUCGCAGCACCACUUCCAAGCGGUGCUGAGAGACAACCACACCCACCGCUGGCUCGCUCGCUCUCCACCACCACCACCACACUUCCGACCACCGACCACCGACCACCGACACCCCGGCCCCCGGCCAUCACCCUCCAUCACCCAUCCCCCAUCCCCCAUCCAUCCUGAAUCCCAGCCAUCGACUAUCGGUCAGCCAAAGCACCGAGUGAAUACCUUCUGACCACCCGUCUCAGCGCACUGCACAGGAAAAACAGGAAAACCAAAACAACCAAGAUUCCCUACACGGCUCGCUGCAAAAGGGCCGCUCCCACGACACCCGUCCAAGCCAUCCCAGCAGCGCCCACAACGUGAACAAGCCAUCAACCAGCACUGCCCGCCUGUUCCGCGCAUCCGCAAGUCCCAGCGCAACACGAAGAAGCAGAAAAAGGUCUCACACCUUUUCGGCCGACUCUCUUCUCGACGACUUCAAUCCAACAUCCUCCCACCAUCCUUCCUUUCUGUUCUAUAGCAUCCGAUCUCGUCCGGAGCCCCCACCUCGGUGUCGUCUCAACUUUCUCGUCGCACCAAGCCGCUGGGCCGUCUGCCUCUGGGGUGAACCCGACCUCGCCGCCUCUUGCGCUGACCGACUCGCACCCCUCCCACCCUCAUCGCCAAGCCCCACCCGGGAACUGCGCUGAAUCACAGCCUCACCACCCUCGGCUUCUCGCUGGGCUCCUUUCACCCCCCAAGACCGACACAAAUUCAAUCCUUCUUACUCACAGCUGCCGUCUUCUGACCACAAAGACCGACGCCAUCGCGCACCGCGACACGUCCGGAGCGACAGCGCCAUUUGAGUCAUCAUCAGACGACUCCUCGCACCACCAAAUCCCAACACCGACGGAACCCGUUAAGGUCUCGUUGACCACAUCGAUACGCAAUGGCCCAACAGGGCUUCAACCAGUACGCCCACGGCGGCGGCGGCAGCAUCAACCCAAAUGAUCUCAACUUCAACCUCCAGCAGAAUUUUGGGGCGGGCUCAAACAACCAGAACAAUGCAUUCUCCAGUGGCUCGGCCGUCUUUGGCGACGACGAACUGCUAGAUGGCCUGGCGAGCCCAACCGAAGGCGGCCCAGGUAUGCAAGCCCAGGAGUUCCCGGGGAUGAACGAGAUGAACAUGAACUACAACCAGAAUGGGGCAAACUUCAACGCGCACCCGAGCGUUCCGAUCGACCAGUCGCACUUGUCGGGCUACUCCAACACACCCGAUGGAGAUCCUAUCCAAAGCCCCUUCAUGCAGAACCUUGGACAAUACCGUUCCAUGCACGGCCAUGCGCAGCCUUUUGGCAACUCAAUACAGUCCCCCCUGUCAUAUGCCGGCUCUCCUCUGGCCAACGAGAUGAACAAGGAUCCCAACGACAGCGCCCACAUCCAAGCCCGUCAGAGACUUCAGGCGCAGGCCAUGCAGCGCAAGGCCUCCAACGCGAGGAGCCCGCUUACUCCCAAAAUGGGUGCGCUGGGCCUGUCCAUCGGCUCUCAAGACGGAUUUGGAGCCCAGCCAAUACGGACGGGCGGAGGUCCUCACCAUGUCAAGGCACCCUCUGGCCACUGGGCGCAUACGCCAAACAGCAUGGCCUCAUUCCCUGGCUCUGGUCUGUCUUCACCACUGCAGACCGAAAUGCACGGCCAGAAUCAACUCAACGAAUACAUCAUGAAGGGCACGUCAAUGCCCGCCAAGUUGGGACAGAAUAAUGCCCUGUCCUCGCAGCAGGAGGCCAAGAAGAAGCGUCGCAGGGAAUCUCACAAUCUGGUCGAGAGGCGGAGGCGAGACAACAUCAACGAGAGGAUCCAGGACCUGAGCAAGCUGGUUCCCGCCCACAGACUGGACGAUGAGAAGAUCCGAAAGAUGAUCACCAACGGCACCCCUCUGUCACCGACACUAUCCGGCUCUUCCAACCCAGGUACAGCGACUUCCGGCUUGGCUGGUCCGGGCGCCAGGAGAGCGACCACCGGCGCUGCGGGAAACAUCACUACAGGCUUGCCCAUGGAGGACAAAGACAAGGGUCCUAACAAGGGUGACAUCCUCAACGGCGCAGUCAGCUGGACUCGUGAUCUCAUGUGGAUGCUGCAGGCCAAGAUCCAACAACAAGAGGAACUCAUCAAUUUGAUCCACGAUCUUGGCGGUAAUCCCCCAUUCGGUAUCACUGAAGACGAGAAGAGAAUGCAGACGGAGCUGCUUGAGGCGCUUGCGAAGAACGAGGCCACAGAGUUCACCUAUUCACGAACCGCAGGGUCGGGCCUGAGAGUGCCUCAUCACACCGACUACAAGGGAGAGCCUCUCAACAGUGCCGACCACGGCACCGAGAUGAACUCGAUCAGUCCAGAAGGCGACACCAAUGGUCAUCUUGGCAACGGAAUGAUGGAGCACAAUAACUUCUGGGACGAUGAUGCCGAAGACAUCAAGUUCAACCGCAACAGCUUUGACGAGGAAGACGAAUUCAUGGAGCUCGGGAAUUGAGGAAGUUUUCCACACGUCGCGAACCCCACAGACUUCAUCAAGCUGUCAACAUUUUCUACCACCCAUCGUCACAACGGCGUCAACAGCACACAGGCUGGGUGGUCUUCGUUCUUUUGCCUUGUCCCUCAGAGAUCAUUUUGUAUUUUCUUCCCCUUGACCAUUAGUCUAAGACCCUUACUCUUGCUUGCAUCAGGCGGACGUUGAGGAGUGUUCUUUAAGGCAGUGCAACACAUUUUGGCGUUUUUUGUGCUGGUAUUGAGGUCUCAUUUCCCCAUUCCCAAAGGGGGUUACCCAAAGGGGAUUACCACCCCAAGCAUACGAAGAUGGGAUUUUUUUGGCGGAAUCUUCGGACAAUUUCAUUGCUCGACUCCUAACGCUGCAUUUGGCAAUUUCUACUUACUAGUUUCCCUUUUCUUACCACGUACUUUUGGGUUGGGUCGCAUUGGUUAAUUGGGCAUUGUUACAGACCGUUAUUGCUUACUAUGAUACCUGAGUCGUUCGAUGUGGAGAUUAUUAGGCUACAACAGCAGCAAGGAGGGGGGCAGUAUUAGGUGAUAGUUGUAAGGCCCAGCGUUUACUCUUAUUUGGAAUGCUACACAACUUUGUCAAA